Molecule: messenger RNA, 477 nt
Organism: Ostertagia ostertagi
Lineage: Eukaryota; Metazoa; Nematoda; Chromadorea; Rhabditida; Trichostrongylidae
Source: the annotation of a GenBank genome assembly
AUGAUGAAUUUUGAAGUCAGCAGUACCAAACAAAUUGGUGUUGGUCUCACCGCUUUCGGUGUGUUCUUCAUAUUUCUCGGUAUUUUAAUGUUCCUUGAUGCAGCACUGCUAGCUAUAGGAAAUCUUCUCUUCAUUGUCGGAAUAACGUUCGUCAUCGGUAUCCAUCGGACUCUUGUGUUCUUUUUCGAGGUUCGCAAGCUGAAAGGGAGCAUUCUUUUCUUCGGAGGUCAGUUGUCUUUCGAAAUAGAAUUGAAGGUAUUUUCAUUGUUUUGUUCGGUUGGCCUCUUGUUGGAAUCAUUUUUGGAAUUCUGGGGAUUCGUUUUGCUUUUCGGCGGGUUUCUUCCUGGUAUUGUCAAUCUGCUCCGAAGUAUACCAGGUGUUAGCACGAUCACGUAUUUUCCUGGAAUCAAACGGAUAAGCAACCUGCUGUGCUUGAUCGACUGGCUCCAGAAUCCAAGUACCCUGUAUAAAUGGUGA